AUGGGACUGAGGCCACAGGCACAACACAGUGUGCAUGACCGGAGGCUUUUCUCGCUCAAUGAAUACCGCAAAUGUUUGAAACCCAUGCAAUUUUCUGCUAGUCUAUCGGAAGGAGAAGAGCCCACUUCCCCCAUCGAAGAAGUCGCCGCGGCCGAUGAGGUCGAAGUCUCUGGUGAUGUCGGCGCCUCUGGUGGUUCCAUGUCCGUCCUUGACGCUCUGAAAGGUGUGUACUACUCUCAAGAUACACGGAGGAGGAGGAAGAAGAAGAAGAACGACACCAAAAAGGAGGAUGAGAGUUUGAGGAGAUCAUACCAUGAUGGUGUUAAACUGACGUGGGUGAUGUUAACAGGCGUCCUCAAACUCGCCCUCAUCCACGACGGCCUCGCCCGCGGCCUGCGCGAAGCCUCCAAGGCCCUCGACCGCCGCCAGGCGCACAUGUGCGUCCUCAACGAGGCCUGCGAGGAGGAAGCCUACAAGAAGCUGGUGAUUGCUCUGUGCUCCGAACACAAGAUCCCCCUGAUUAAGGUUCCGGAUGGAAAGAUGUUGGGAGAGUGGGCCGGUCUCUGUGUCUUGGAUCGAGAAGGAAACGCUCGCAAGGUCGUCAACUGCAGUUGUGUGGUGGUUAGGGACUGGGGCGAGGAGAGCCAGGAGAGGAGCGUGCUCUUGAACUACUUCCAGACUGAGCAAUAA
This is a messenger RNA of Fonsecaea multimorphosa CBS 102226, 690 nucleotides long. RefSeq names its product 40S ribosomal protein S12. Gene Ontology annotation, biological process: translation. Gene Ontology annotation, molecular function: structural constituent of ribosome. The transcript has 2 exons. The record is from RefSeq and is a predicted model, not a curated record. Gene Ontology annotation, cellular component: cytosolic small ribosomal subunit; ribosome. Bases 1 to 690 code for a protein of 229 amino acids. NCBI's taxonomy places the organism in Eukaryota, Fungi, Ascomycota, Eurotiomycetes, Chaetothyriales, Herpotrichiellaceae.